AUGAGGCUGUGGCACACCGUCAGUAGUGCCGUGGCAAUUGCAUGCCUAGCAACUCAUUCCACGGCUCAAGAGUGGCCUUUACAUGACAAUGGUUUGAACCAGAUCGUCCAAUGGGACCAUUACAGCGUGAUUGUCAACGGAGAGAGACUGUUCCUUUGGUCGGGCGAAUUGCACCUGUGGCGCAUCCCUGUUCCUGAACUGUGGCGAGACAUCCUCGAGAAAGUCAAGGCAGCUGGCUUCAACGGGAUUGGACUUUACGAACAUUGGGGCUGGCAUGCCCCAAACAAUGAGACGUUGGAUUUUGAAACAGGGGCUCAUAACUUUGCUCAAGCCUUUGAAAUUGCCAAGGAGAUUGGUCUUUACAUCAUCUACAGACCCGGUCCGUACAGCAACGCCGAAGCAAAUGGAGGAGGCUUCCCAGGCUGGCUAACUACUGGGGAGUAUGGCCCCCUGCGCGACGACAGCGAGAAGUACGCCAGUGCUUGGACACGAUAUUCUGGAGCUGUUGCGGAGUAUGUACGUCCAUAUCUCAUCACUAACGGAGGACCCAUUAUCAUGUGGCAGAUCGAAAAUGAAUAUGGCCUCCAGUGGCUCGAUCCUGACCUGAAGACGCCCAAUCACACUGCCAUCAACUACAUGGAGCUACUUGAACAGAAACACAGAGAAUGGGAUAUUGAUAUCCCCUUCACUGCCAACAACCCCAAUAUGGGGACGCGAUCCUGGUCAAAGGAUUACGGUAGCGUGGGUGGUGAGGUCGACGUGUAUGGCCUCGACCAUUAUCCGGCGUGCUGGACGUGCAAUUUGGCGCAAUGCCUUUCAGUCAAUGGGCAGGUUGAGCCAUACACCGUAUUUGACUACUACACGCACUUUAAUGAGGUGUCGCGGACUCAACCUUCGUUUCUCAUGGAGUUUCAGGGAGGCUCGUUCAACCCCUGGGAUGGGCCCGAGGGCGGGUGUAAAGAUAAUAUGGGGCCUGGUUGGGUGAACCUUUUCUUCCGUCACAACCUGGCACAGAAGGUGACAGCUGUCAAUAUCUACAUGCUCUAUGGUGGAACCAAUUGGGGUAAUAUCGGCUUCCCUGAGGUCGGCACCAGCUAUGACUACUCGGCGCCCAUUCACGAGACACGUUUGAUUGGCGACAAGUACAACGAAGCCAAGCUCUUUGGUCUUUUCAUGCGCGUCGCUCGCGAUUUCUCUAAGGUGGAACGAGUGGGGAACAAUACCAAUUAUGCUACUGACAAGGAUAUCUUUACGACUGAACUCCGCAAUCCAGAUACUGGUGCUGCCUUCUAUGUCACCCGCCAUGAGUACUCUCCUUCUACAGAGAUCACCAGAUUUCGACUGCAUGUUACCACCGAUAUUGGUAACCUCACAAUCCCAACUAAAGGAUCCAUUACUAUCAAUGGAACGGAGUCUAAAGUCCUGGUCACAGACUUCUUCAUCGGUUCCUCCGGGAAGAAAGUCACUUAUACGACCCUAGAGAUCCUCACAGUCGUUGACCUGGAAGACCGUCAAGUGGUUAUAUUCUGGGCCCCGGAUGGCGAGGACGGCGAGUUUUUGCUUAAAGACGCAAAGUCGGGCAAAGUUAUGAGCGGAAAUGCCGAUAACAAGACGCUAAGCAUGACUCGACAUGGUGUUCUGACGAAUGUUGCCGUAGGUAAUGAAAAGACGGUUAUCGAAUAUGACCAUGACGUUCAAGCGGUGGUGGUAGAUCGACAGUCUGCUUACAAAUUCUGGGCUCCUACUUUGAACAAUAACCCACUUGCGUGGGAGAACUCUACCGUUCUUGUUCACGGACCCUAUCUCGUGCGUACGGCUGAGAUCGAGGGCAAUACCGUCUACGUCACGGGAGAUUGGGACGAAGAAACUGAUAUCGAGAUCUGGGCUCCGAAGAACGUGAAAAAUGUUUCAUUUAACGGCUCGAAGCUGAAGAUCACGAAGUCUAAAUAUGGAACCCUAGUUGGGACGUUGCCUGCUCCCGAAGUUACGGCGGAUAGCCUUAUCACAGAGCUGCCGCCCCUUACCAACUGGAAGGUGGCAGACAACCUCCCCGAGAGGUUGGUGGAUUAUGACGACUCCAAAUGGACCAAUGCAAACCACAUGACAACUCCCCAUUUCGUUCCUCCCGAUACCUACCCCGUUCUGUUUGCUGACGAAUAUGGCUAUCAAGCGGGUAACAUUCUCUGGCGAGGCAGAUUCAAGGCUUCAGACGAGAGCAUGCCCUCUGGUGCUUAUCUUCGAGUCAUUGGCGGUCUUGCCAGCGGCUUUUCCGCGUAUGUCAAUGGCGAAUUCCUUGGGGCUUGGCUCGGUUCAAUGGCCAACAAAACGGGGGAACUCGAAGUAUCUUUUAAGGACGUCAAGCUCAAUACAGGGGGUGAUAAUGUACUAUUUGUUAUUCAGGACACGAUGGGCAAGGAGCAGCGUGAGGCCGCGCCAGACCCACGAGGCAUUCUCAAUGCCACACUGAUUGCUGCAGAUGGCUCGGCUACCAAUUUCACCUUAUGGAAAGUGGCCGGAAACGCUGGUGGAAACCAUCUGCUUGAGCCAGUACGUGGCACGUACAACGAAGGCGGUCUCCAUGCAGAGCGCCUUGGCUGGCAUCUCCCUGGCUUUGAUGACAACGAUUGGGAGUCAGGAGCCCCUGUGGAUGGAUUCACUGGCGCUGAUGCGCGCUUCUACCGCACCGUUGUACCGUUGAAUAUUCCACAAGGCUAUGACGUUAGCUUGGCUUUCCAGCUAAGCACUGAGAAGAAGGCAAAGCUACGGGCUCAACUAUACGUCAACGGGUAUCAAUUUGCAAAAACCUUGCCCUUCAUUUCGAACGAGACAACUUUCCCGGUAUUUCCUGGAAUCCUUCACUAUAAUGGUAACAAUACUAUCGGACUCAGCGUGUGGACGAUGGAUGAAGCUGGAGGACAGGUUGAUGUAGCUUGGAAAGUGAUGGGUGUACAUCGAUCGGCCUUUGAUCCUCUCUUUGAUGGCGAAUACCUUCGACCUGGAUGGAAGGAUCGCUCACGAUAUGCCUGA
Molecule: messenger RNA, 3027 nt
Organism: Aspergillus pseudotamarii
Lineage: Eukaryota; Fungi; Ascomycota; Eurotiomycetes; Eurotiales; Aspergillaceae
Product: glycoside hydrolase family 35 protein
Exons: 7
Coding region: 1-3027 (1008 amino acids)
Biological process (GO): carbohydrate metabolic process
Cellular component (GO): vacuole
Molecular function (GO): beta-galactosidase activity
Source: RefSeq, a predicted model, not a curated record